Messenger RNA from Aureobasidium melanogenum CBS 110374, 957 nucleotides. RefSeq lists its product as uncharacterized. The record is from RefSeq and is a predicted model, not a curated record. Gene Ontology annotation, molecular function: ubiquitin-protein transferase activity. Gene Ontology annotation, biological process: double-strand break repair via homologous recombination; DNA damage tolerance. NCBI's taxonomy places the organism in Eukaryota, Fungi, Ascomycota, Dothideomycetes, Dothideales, Saccotheciaceae. The transcript has 3 exons. Bases 1 to 957 code for a protein of 318 amino acids. Gene Ontology annotation, cellular component: Smc5-Smc6 complex; nucleus.
AUGUCUGACAACGGCGAUAAUGACCCCGUCUACAACAACAGCCACCGUGCCUUCUUGCAAUCUUUCCUAUCUCGCGCAACUCUCACCUUUGAAGAAGCCAGACCCAUUGUUGCUGCCAUUGAGAAAGCUCAAGCACAAGAUGGUCGCCAUAUCCAGCCUGCCGACAUCACAGAACAAGACGUCUCCAACUACAUCAACCUCACCAAUGCCGCCAUCUCUCCCUUCGAUCUCGAGAUCAGACACACCCUCUCUCAGCACGACCGCACCCGCAUCUACGCUCUUGUAAACGUCUCUUCAGAUUCCAUCACUCAACUUGCAACCACACAUACCCCAGACGAAAUCGCCUUUGUGAAGCGCUGUCUCGAUGCCAUGUUUGAGACAAACAACUCUUAUCGCAGCGAGGUCCUUGCUGUAAGAUCUACUGAGGCUCUGAGACUGGCGAAACCACCAACUACCCAAACUCAACAUGACGAACCCACACAAGGUGCUCAGUCUCAAAGCUUGACCAUGAUGCAAGCUCAAAGAAUGCUACAGGCCAUGGUCGACGAGGGCUGGUUUGAGCUUAGCAAGAGAGACUACUAUACCCUGACCCCACGCGCUCUGAUGGAAUUGCGUGGCUGGCUAGUCGAAACAUACAAUGACGACGAGGACGAGAGGAUCAAGAACUGCUCUGCCUGCAAGUCCAUAAUCACCAUGGGAGAAAGAUGCCCCGACCUCGACUGCUCUGGUAGGCUACAUCAGCAUUGCAAGCGCAUGGCUUUCAGAGCACAAAACAACAACGAGCGCUGUCCGGUAUGCAAGAAAGAUUGGACAGAUGCCCCGUCCGUAGGCGAGAAAGCAGCCCUUCAAAACAGGAGGAGUACCAACGGCACCGGUGCUUCGAGAAGACGCUCUGCUACAGCCCAAACCGAUGGUGCAGACGAUUCACCCAACGACUCGACAGGCGAUGAAGGUUGA